AUGCUUUCUGCCUCCUCCCCCAGUGCAGCUUGUGGUUCCUGCAAAGAUGCGACUUGCGUCACUACACGUCAGCCCCAGCAGCAUCUGCCCCCUGUCCACAGCCACUCAUACAGCCUCUCAUGUACCGGUGAUCGGGCAGACAGCGCAAGCAACUGCCCCGGGUGCAUGGACACCAUGCCCACUCAUCGCCACCUUCUGCCUCGCAACUUCAGCUGCACGGCCGUGCUGUACGGGGACAGCCCAGAAAACCUGGAGGAUGAUGAAGAUGAUGAUGAUGGAGAGGAACUCGCAGAUAAGAGCAAGGAGCAGAGCAAGCCAGUCACCCGGGGCAGAGAGGUUUCGUUAGCCCCUCAAAGUCCCACUGCACGCAGGAGAGCCAAAUCCCUUCCAACCCCAGCGGAGAGAAGACAUCUGGAAGUGGUCGCCCCUAGAAAAAAGGUGGUGAGAUUUGCAGACUCCCUAGGGCUGGAGCUCACCUCUGUCCGGCAUUACAGCAACGCAGAUCUGCCCAGGGUUCCUCACCACGUACUGGCCGGGCUGCGCUGUGGGGAAGCAUGUCCCGCGGGGGCGGAGCUUAGUGCACUGCUGUUCCGCCCUGUCUCUAGCUCUUUUUACUUGGACCCACUCUUUACCAACCCAGGAACGAAACCUGACUUUUUGGAUGUGGUCAGACAGCGUAGAGUGUGCUUAGAGAGCCUUCACACUGACCCAUUCAGCAUUACAGGGGAGCUGAGGGUCCUCAACCUGUCCUACGAGAAGGAGGUGGUGGUCAGGUACACAGUGGACUCCUGGAAGACCUCUAAUGAGAUCUUGGCUGGGUACCAGAGGGGAUUCAGCGACAGAUACACUGACAAGUUCUCCUUCAAGCUGCUGUGCCCUGCCUUACUCAACAAGGAGGGGUUCCUGGAGUUUGCCAUCCGGUACCGGGUGUGUGGAGCCGAGUAUUGGGACAACAAUGAUGGGCACAACUACAAGGUCAAGAGUCAAAGAGCCACUGUCUCUCCUCCCAAGGAACUGGAUAGUGCUUGGAUCCAUUUCAUCUAAGGUCGACUGGAGGGGAAACCAGAGGUCCAGGUACCCCACUUAUGGCAUUAGUUCGUGUGGUGGUGCCACUAGGUAUUGUCCCUGUUACAAACAUGAGGCAUUUAGAGUGAAUUGGAGGUGUAAUUAAGAAAA
Spea bombifrons (plains spadefoot toad) is the source of this 1176-nucleotide messenger RNA. Its product is annotated as protein phosphatase 1 regulatory subunit 3E-like. Gene Ontology annotation, biological process: regulation of glycogen biosynthetic process. Bases 1 to 1044 code for a protein of 347 amino acids. Gene Ontology annotation, cellular component: protein phosphatase type 1 complex. Lineage: Eukaryota; Metazoa; Chordata; Amphibia; Anura; Pelobatidae. The transcript has a single exon. The record is from RefSeq and is a predicted model, not a curated record. Gene Ontology annotation, molecular function: protein phosphatase 1 binding; glycogen binding.